Vigna unguiculata (cowpea) is the source of this 1575-nucleotide messenger RNA. RefSeq lists its product as uncharacterized. NCBI's taxonomy places the organism in Eukaryota, Viridiplantae, Streptophyta, Magnoliopsida, Fabales, Fabaceae. The record is from RefSeq and is a predicted model, not a curated record.
ACAAAAAAAAACUAUAUAAGGUGCAAGGCGGGUUCGAGGUUCUGGAGUGUUCAUGAGAUCCUCUUUUGCUCUUCACCUUUCACUCCACGGAAUCAAAAGCAAGUGCUGCUGAGUUCCGUGUCCCUAUUCACAAACAUGUAGAGCACCAAACCCAACUUGCCAUCAAAGUUUAAUAAUAUAUUUAUAUUAUAUUUAUAUUAUUUAUACCAUUUGCUUAACAGUAGUAUUAAUAUUGCUGUUAUUGUGUGUGAUUUUGGUGUCUCUUUUUUAAUGUUAUGGUUGUACGGAGUUCGUGUGUUAGUUCAAUUCGUCGACAAGAAACCUUGGUUUCAUAAUUGAUUGGUUCUGUGGAGAGUUUUCUUUUGGUUUGUUUGAUUUGUUGGUGGUGGUGGUGGUGGGAAUAGCAAUGGCUAAUGAAGGAAACAAAAGCAAUGACUUCUAUACGAUCUUGGGGUUGAACAAGGAGUGCACUGAAUUGGAGCUAAAGAAUGCAUAUAAGAAACUUGCAAAGAAAUGGCACCCGGAUCGUUGUUCAGCAUCUGGGAAUUCAGAGUUAGUGGAACAAGCUAAGAAGAAAUUCCAGGAAAUUGGGGAAGCCUAUUCUGUUUUAUCUGACGCCAACAAAAGGCUAAUGUACGACGUUGGUGUCUACGAUAGUGAUGACGACGAAAACGGUAUGGGGGACUUUUUGGACGAAAUGUUAACAAUGAUGAGUCAGACCAAAUCAAAUGAAAAUGGAGAGGAGAGUUUUGAGGAGUUGCAACAGUUGUUUGAAGACAUGUUUCAAGCUGAUAUAGGAUUGGAUGGAAGCCCUUCUCUUUCUUCUGCCAAUUGCUCUAAUUCAUCAUCUUACAUGACUUACAGUGAAAGUUCUAGUUCAAAUAAACGCAAUUCCACUGAGAUGAAAUUUGGGAAGCCAGAGGAUUCCUCUGUCUUUGACACCAGUUACCAGAAUUUCUGUUUUGGGGUCGGUCAUGUAAACUAUCAUUACCAAUGAGUGAGGACACAAAACAAUGAAGUAUGUGUGAGGUAUGUGAAGAUGGUAAGUGAUUCCCUCUAGUUUUCUGCUUAAUUUAUCUCAGGUUUUUGGUUGGUAAUUGUGAAAGUUCCAAUUCAUGUGCUGCAUCAUACAUUACAUGGCAUAAUAUCUCUCAUGCACUAUGAUGAGACUUAAACUGACAUUGUAUUUUCUUGAUCCUGGUGUGAAGACAGGUGAACCUACACCAAGAUAUAGAGGAGGAAAAGGAGGGAAUUCCAGAAGGAGGAGGUAGCAAGAGAUUUAGAAAUGGCAGAAAGGAAAAAAUGUCCUAUGAACAUGGCAUGUUUAAUCUGAUAGCUACCAAGGAAUUUGCAGAGUAAUGAAGUUUUAGAAUUCAAAAUUUAUGGGGGAAGAGCAUAGUUUAUACAGAGUUAGUUCUAGUUCUAGUUCUAGUUCAAGGCCAUUGUGAGUUCCUGCCAUGCCAUACAAAGACUAUGGUAGAGUGGCACCUUCAAUCUCUUGCCAUUGUACACUUAUGCUAGUAAUUUAAAUUGAAAUCAGUUGAGGAAUCAUUUAAGCUUCCUCAUUUCUGCAGA